UCCCCUGAUCUGAGGAAAGACCACUUUUGUCUAAAAGAAUUCACUGUAGUACAAAAUUACCUACACAUUUCAGCUGAGAUCAGUGUCCUCCCGAGUAACAUGCCAUUUGCAUAGUAGGUCUGCAGGUUAGACCUGCUCAGACAGUAGCAUGUUUGUGUUCUUUACAUUGCCAAAACACUUUCUAUGUUUUACAAUUAUGAGUCAGCAUUCACAUACUCGCUUUACCUUCUUACUCAUCCCUGACCCGUUUCAAGUUUGUAUAUACUGUUGCCUGGCUCACAAAAUGUGGUGAACUGUAAAAUUCUAAACUGCAUACAACCGCUGAUUACACACUUGUGCAAACACAAGUCUCCAUAUGUUUGUGGUCUCCAUGUGUUUGUGGCACUGGACUGCAGCCCUUACAUGAUUGUUAAACAUUAUAAAUAUUACUUAAUUGAUAUGCAUAUAAGCCUUGCAAAGACAGUUGUUAUUAAGGGUAUAAUUUCUACUGACACCUCUGGGAGUUUUAAGUCCAGACAAGGGCUGAAAGAUCAGUCUUUAGUCUGCAUUUUCUUCCUGUAUAUAUUACCAACAGCUUAAACUUUGCAACGACUUACUUACUUUUUUUCAGCUGCAGACAUAAAUGUAUGUGCAUAGGUCAUUUGCUAUGGCACAUACAGAUUAAACCUUGAAAACAUUUCCAAGCGGUGUGAAAAUAAAACCAACAGAAUUUUGGUAAGAGAUUUGCCUUAAUUUGAAAGGCUUAAAAUAAACGAUCAUAUGAUUUUAAAAAGCAAGGAUUGCCUGCUAUUUGUUGUAACCCCUAUUUCUGUAAUGCUCCUGUAGCCAGAGAAGCAGCUGUUCAUUGCUGACAUUCUCCCUGCCAGGCAUUCCAAUUCUCUGAGGUAAUGGGCUACAAGCAUACGGGCCUUCGCUUUAAUUCUUUCAGCGUAUCCUUCCGCAUGGAUAGAGCGAGGGGAACGCCUCCAGGAAAAGAAAUUAAAUGCACACACACAGAGGCACACAGGGACUGGCGAUUUGAAAAUACCCCAAGAACGCAGUUUGCGGUCAUGCUGCACAGCGUCACAUGAAGGAGGCUGCCCGAAGAGCUGUCUGGCACAGGUUUAUUUUGUUGUAGUAUUUUCUUCCACCCCCAGCUCCUUACCCAGUGGAAUGAUACUCAGAGCAAGUUUUUUGAGACAGGAAGUGAGGAAUGUUUUGACUAUGAGUUAUCUGAGAAGAAGGUGGGUUAGCCGAGAUAGCAGCUGUUUUGGCCAAGAGGAGCACAGUAAGUCAGUUCCUGAGGAAUACAGAUGAGAUGGUUCCGGGAGAAAAAGUCUUGGAGUGCUGUGUGCUUUUUACGGCUAUACAUAUGUGAAAGGAGACUUGGUGUCUUUGGAUCACUGCACAAGGAUUUUAGUGGAUGCCCCUUCUACUUGUCUCUUGGUGGAAAACUUGCUUGUCUUUAAUGGAUGCGCUGCUGCUGGUUGAUCUCUGGAGACUUUACAGCUCCUUGCCUUCUGAGAGGAGAUAGCUACUUGUCCCUCUCAAGGUCCUGGUGGAAGUAGCUUUUUAUCAGAAACCAUCCCUGGGGGAGAAAGAAGAUGCCUCUACCUUUUGGGUUAAAAUUGAAACGAACUCGACGUUACACAGUAUCCAGCAAAAGUUGCUUGGUGGCUCGCAUCCAGCUGCUCAACAGCGAAUUUGUGGAGUUCACGCUAUCGGUGGAAAGCACAGGCCAGGAAAGUCUGGAAGCAGUGGCUCAGAGACUGGAAUUGCGGGAGAUUACGUAUUUCAGUCUGUGGUAUUAUAAUAAGCAGAAUCAGCGCAGAUGGGUAGAUUUGGACAAGCCUCUGAAAAAGCAGCUGGACAAAUAUGCCUUAGAGCCGACUGUGUAUUUCGGAGUAGUGUUCUAUGUGCCUACUGUUUCUCAGCUUCAGCAGGAGAUUACCAGGUAUCAGUAUUAUUUGCAAUUAAAGAAAGAUAUCUUGGAGGGCAACAUUCCUUGCACGCUGGAACAAGCAAUACAUCUGGCUGGUUUAGCUGUUCAGGCUGAUUUUGGAGACUAUGAUCAGUAUGAAUCUCAGGAGUUCCUACAAAGAUACGCUUUGUUUCCAGUGGGUUGGCUACAAGAAGAAAAAAUACUGGAAGAAGCAACACAGAAAGUUGCCUUGCUACAUCAGAAGUACAGAGGCCUUACUCCUCCUGAUGCAGAAAUGCUAUACAUGCAAGAAGUAGAGAGAAUGGAAGGCUACGGUGAAGAGACCUAUCCUGCAAAGGACAGCCAAGGAAGUGACAUAUUCAUUGGAGCGUGUCUUGAUGGUAUCUUUGUGAAACACAAAAAUGGUCGUCCUCCUGUUGUGUUUAGGUGGCAUGAUAUUGCCAACAUGUCCCACAACAAAUCCUUUUUCGCAUUAGAGCUGGCAAACAAAGAAGAGACAAUCCAGUUCCAAACUGAAGAUAUGGAAACAGCAAAAUAUGUGUGGAGGAUGUGUGUGGCUAGACACAAAUUUUACAGACUAAAUAAAUGCAGCCUAGACUCCCUGGACUCUCCAUCUGAGGAGGGCUCUCAGAAAUCUUCCCUCAUUCUUUCCUUUCCACGCUUUCCAAUCCUUUCUCGUCCUUCACUUCCCAAAGGACAAACCCAGGCUGUUACAGUGAAUCCUGUUAGAAGGCGGUCUUCAUCCAGGAUGUCUAUGCCCAAGCCUCAGCCUUAUAUGAUGCCUCCACCAACUCAGCUUCAUUACAAUGGUCAUUAUACUGAACCAUAUGCAUCAUCCCAAGAUAACCUCUUUGUGAGCAAUCAGAAUGGAUACUACUGUCACUCUCAGACUAGCUUGGAUAGAGCCCCUCAUGACUACACUGGUCGGAUCCGCAAUGGUAGUGUCUAUAGUGCACACAGCACGAACUCCUUGAACAAUCCACAACAUUACUUGCAGCCAUCCCCCAUGUCCUCUAACCCAAGCAUUACUGGAAGCGAUGUCCUCAGAACCGAUUAUGUACCAUCUCAUAGACAUAGCGCACUAAUACCACCCUCUUAUCGUCCCACACCAGACUAUGAAACUGUGAUGAGACAGCUCAACAGGGGAAUGGUGCACACAGAUAGGCAGAGUCAUUCAAUGAGAAAUCUUAACAUCAGCAAUUCAUAUGCUUACAGCAGGCCUGAUGCCUUAGUUUACAGUCAACCUGAAAUACGAGAACAUGCUCACUUUGCUUCACCACAGUCUAACCAUUAUCCAUUUAACCUGAACUACAGUUUUCACAGUCAAUCGCCCUAUCCCUAUCCUGCUGAGAAGCGCCCAGUUGUUGGGGCAGUCAGUGUGCCUGAGUUGACAAAUGUGCAGCUCCACGCUCAGGACUAUCCAGCACCAAAUAUAAUGAAGACCCAAGUCUAUCGACCACCUCCCCCAUACCCGUACCCAAGACCUGCAAAUAGUACUCCAGACCUUUCACGACAUAUCUACAUUAGCAGCAGUAAUCCAGAUCUUAUCACAAGGCGAGUGCACCAUUCUGUCCAGACGUUUCAGGAAGACAGCCUGCCUGUGGCACAUUCUCUUCAGGAAGUCAGUGAACCUCUAACAUUGGCACGCCAUACUCAGCUGCAGAAAAGGAACAGUAUUGAAAUAGCAGGCUUGACUCCCAGCUUUGAAGGAAUAAGAAUUAAAGAGAGGACCAUGUCAGCUUCUGCAGCAGAUGUGGCUCCUCCAAGAAUUAUUUCAGAAGGGUCACAGCCCAACAUUCUGAUGGAGAGAACAAAGCCAAAAGAAAGUAAGCAAGAAGAGGGUGUAAACUGUGAUCAUAAGAAAACCCUUUCAGAUGCCACUAUGCUGAUUCACAGUAGUGAGGAAGAAGAAGAAUUUGAAGAAGAAAACAAGGCUAGUACAAGCCUUUCUCCCCUCCCUGAAGAUGAAACUCAGCUUUCAUCUGUUAUGCGUGGUUAUUCUCGUGAUUCAGUACUCAGCUACCCUUAUAGCUCUGUUGCUUCGUCUGCUGGCCCUUUGCAUAUUCUUGAGCCUAAAUUACAUGUUACAGAGACAGAAAAGAGAGUGAAAGAUAUAAGCCCCUUUCAUUUACUAGUAGAAAAUCAGGUACAGAGAAGAGGGGAAGGACUGCUUACUCCGUCUAUGUCAGAAUCUGAUCUUACAACAUCAGGGAGAUACAGAGUAAGGAAAGAUUCAUUAAAGAAGAGACCUGUGUCUGAUCUUUUGUCUGGGAAGAAGAAUAUUGUGGAAGGCCUUCCUCCACUAGGUGGUAUGAAAAAGAACAAAAAUGAUGCAAAAAAAAUAGGGCCUCUAAAGCUAGCUGCCCUAAAUGGACUAGCUUUGACUAGAAUGCCUCUGCCAGAUGAGGGGAAGGAAGAAUCAACAAGAGCAACAAAUGAUGAACGGUGUAAAGUUCUGGAACAACGGUUAGAGCAGGGGAUGGUGUUUACGGAGUAUGAGCGCAUUCAGAAAAAAAGACUUACAGAUGGUGAGUGCUCGAUAGCUCGGCUCCCUGAAAAUGCUGAAAGAAAUCGGUUCCACGACGUGCUUCCUUAUGAUGAUACCAGAGUAGAGCUAGUCCCAACCAAAGAAAAUAACACGGGUUACAUCAAUGCAUCUCAUAUCAAGGUCUCUGUUGGAGGCACAGAGUGGGAUUACAUUGCUACACAAGGUCCUUUGCAGAAUACAUGUCAGGAUUUCUGGCAGAUGAUCUGGGAACAAGGGAUUGCCAUCAUAGCUAUGGUGACAGCAGAGGAAGAAAGUGGGCGAGAAAAAAGCUUCAGAUACUGGCCACGUCUUGGUUCAAGACACAACACUGUAACCUAUGGAAGAUUUAAGAUUACCACACGAUUCCGUACUGACUCAGGCUGCUAUGCAACUACGGGUUUGAAGAUUAAACAUCUUCUCACAGGACAGGAAAGAACAGUUUGGCAUCUGCAGUAUACUGACUGGCCAGAGCAUGGCUGUCCAGAGGAUUUAAAGGGAUUUCUCUCAUACUUGGAAGAGAUACAGUCAGUGCGGCGCCAUACAAACAGCACUGCGGAUCCUAAAAAUGCCAGUCCUCCUGUAUUGGUACAUUGCAGUGCAGGUGUAGGACGAACAGGAGUGGUCAUACUGUCAGAGAUCAUGAUUGCUUGCCUGGAACACAAUGAGAUGCUGGACAUCCCACGAGUGCUGGACAUGUUGAGGCAGCAGAGAAUGAUGAUGGUGCAGACUCUUUCACAGUACACUUUUGUCUAUGGAGUUCUCAUUCAGUUUCUCAAAAGUUCUAGACUUAUAUAGUCCCUGCCACUUCCUAAGGAACACUGCAAGAGUUUACAGAAAGACCACUACAGUUGUCCAGGCAGACCUGCUCUCACUGGUGUUUUCUUCCUAUGAGGAAUCACACAGUUACCUUUUAGGGUUGGUAUGUGACUGUUUAAUGCAAGUCAGAGUAACAGUCCCUGCAAAGUAGGAUCUUCACUGGACUAAAUUCCCAUGUUCAGCUGCAGUUAUAUUAGGGAAUGAUUUUACUUGUACUGCUCUGUAGUACUUGCAUAUAUUCUUUAGAGUGGUGUUACUCUGGUCAAAAUAAGUAUAUUAGGGAAUGGAAGUACAUGGCACAAUUUUACUAAUGUUAUUUUUUAAAAUAUAAUUGUUAACUGUUUGAAAGCUAAACUCUGAAAGUGCACAUGGGGUGAGAAGCCUGCUCCUUGGGAAUGUCAAGGUCUUACGUAGUUUCAUUCUGCUUUCAAUUUUAUAUUUAGAACAAUACAACUAUAUUUUUUCAAAUGAACUUUUGGUUGCCUCUGGCUUACUCAGAAAAAUUAGAAGCUCUUGGAUAUUUCAAGCUGUUGCUUUAAGGGCAGUUAUUUUUAUGUUCAGCCUUUUUUAAUUAAAAAAACCCAAAACACCACAACCCAAAACUUUUUAAGCAGAAUAAUAUUUUCAGUGAAGACUGACAAUCUUUGAACUAACUUUUAAAAAACCAGAAAGAAAGUAUUAGGGAGGGCUAUUGGUAGUUACUUGUAGCUCCGUGUAAUAGAACUGACAAAUGAAAGAUGAUGAUAACUGUUAAUAACUUUCAUUUGAGCGGAGGCAUGUUUACCUGCAACAAAUGGGGAAAAUACUGUAAUUAUCUACAAGGUUGUUGGAAACAAGUGGAUGAGAUAAAGUACAUAUUCAGUAUUAUUCAUAUAUUUAGAGGACAGUUUGAUUUUACUGGCUGAAAUCAAAGUGGAUGCAAAUGUUUUAAGCACUUUUUUUCUCUUGUUAUUUAUGUAGUUAAACAUAGAAAUUAUAAUAACGCAUUAUUGUUUCUUGCGGUAAUAUGCCAUUACUAACCUGUAAUUUUAGGAAGAGCCUUUUAAGUUGAUGAAGUGAGAGGAUCAAAACUGGAGUAAGAAGGUGCACAGUGGUGAAGUGGAAAUGAUCAUAUGAAACAUAAUGGAGGAGGUGUGGCAGCAAUGAUUGCUGGUUUACACAGUGCAAAGGUGACCAGUAAAAAUGUUUAUGUUCUCAGACAAGAAAGCCUUUAAAGCACUGGAAGUUUCUGCAGAAUCCUCCACGUUAUUUUGUCAGUACUAGAACAGAUUUUGCUAGUGCUGUGCAGUGUUGCAAUGAAAAAUAUCCAUAGAAGCCGUUUGAGAACACUUGCAGAAUGUAAGAGCUCUUAGAGGCGAGACUGGAGAUGUGGGUAUUUUAGUAGCUGUGUAGGUGGCUGAGUCAAUGGCUGUGGCAUGGACCUAAAGAGAAUUGUACCUCUGGUGGUUUCCGUUUUGUUGUGUGGUCUGGUUCAAUGAUGGUAUCCCUAAAUAGUCCUCUGUCUGUGGUUUUCAGAUGGGGUCAGUGUGGUUUUUACCUGCCUUCUCAAGUGUUUUGAGAUGCUGAGUUGAAAAUUCCCGUUCAAAAAUUAAAUAUUGGUUUGUAGAUACCUGGUUUAUUUUUAAAACAACCCUAUGGUAGACCAGUCUGCACACAUGUUUAAAAGUGUCCAUUUCCCUUGAUACCUCCUUAGCAAAAUAAAAUGAGACUGAAAGUCAUUUUUAUUAUAGGUGAAAUUACUUUUUUUUUUGAGCUAUAGCGAGGGCUUGGAAACUAUUAGGAAUAAUUAAACCCCCUUCAAGAUAAUAAUUGUCUCACAAAACAUUAAUUAAGAAUUGUAAAUAAGUUGCCUCAGUUUCCUCUGUAAUAAGCUACUUCCACAAAGGAAAACACAUGGUCCAAAUGACAUUGUGCUAAUAGGUCAUUCUAUAUAGGACAUAUUAGUUUAAAGUACACUGUUAUUCUGGUUAAUCUAGUGCAUUUGGUCUGCUUUCAGGCAGUCCGAAUUGUUCUAUUCUUACUAAAAGUAAUAUAGAAUAUUUCAGAUGGGGAAAAAAAAACGUUCUUUUUAUAACUAUAAAAUGCCUAUAAAGUGCCAAAUGUAAAACUGGAAGUUCAGAGGAAAGCAGUUACUGAAGACAUUCUUUUCUAUAGAAAGCUUGAAAACAAACCAAUCUAAUAUCUCUGUGUUAUCAAAGUAUUGAAAGAAACAAACAUUCUUAGCUAUUUGCAUCAUGCUGUGUUUUAAAAACCUUGCUAGUUUUUGCCACAGUUCACUUAUAUCUUCAGAAAUAUUUUUGAAUAGGAAGGUAUGCUCUAAAAAGUAGCUCAUACCAUUUCCACUACUAAACUUUGGACUGAUCUUCAUAGCCUGCUACGUGCAGCUUUUAAUGAAAUUAUACACAACCACAACUUCAAGCAAUAAUUUUUAGCAGUUCAGCAGUUACUGGGACAGAACAUAAGCUGUGAGACAUUAAAAGGAGCAGUUAAAACAAGGGAUUUAAUCCUAAAUUUACGGGAUUAUCUGAGGUGGGUGAGGAAACGUGUGUCUUCUGGCUUUCUUUUCUGUUCUGAUGAAAGAAGUUGUGUUCACAUUUAGAGGCAGUUGCUCUUUAAUCUGGUAGUCACGGUCUUGAUUUGUAUUUUUUAAGCAUAGCACUGCUACCUCCUCCACUUCAGCCUUCAGUUCUGUCCGUCAGUAGCCCGUGUUUGCAUUAACAGACUUGAUCUUAACAGACUUGACUUUAUGUAAGUUUUCCUACUGAAAGAGGAGGAUUGCUUUUGUAUGUAAACAUAUGGCUCCAAGUGAGUAGUGAAAAUGAGCAGUUUCUCUUACAAAGAUACCAAAUGAAUAUAAACGUUCAAACAUCCUGUAACAAAAUCAAUUUUAAACCCAUUGUUUAGAUUUUCAGUUAACUUUUAAAAGAAAAUCCAGCUUUUAGCACUUUGUUCUGAGCCUUGUAAAGGGAUGCUUUUUUACGUGUGGUUUUGCUGAAUGCUCCAUGAAGUGUUGGACAUUUUAAGAACAUCCACUGUCCAAAUCCAGUCAGAGUGUGAGUCAGUCAGGUGUGGAUUUAUUUGUCAAAAGAGUAAAAUUCCACUAUAAGCAUGUCCUUUUUUCCAGAUGUGCUUCUGUUCCUGUGGGGAUGAAGAUAGAUUGUUAUGCAAGAUUUGAGCUCUUUUUUUAGUAAGAAAAGUUGUGUGAAGACAUUCUUGCAAAGAUGAUGCUGAUCUCUAGGGAUGUCAGAGCUCUCAGGGAUAAAUAAAGGUGCUAUAUACUGUGAA
Molecule: messenger RNA, 8549 nt
Organism: Pezoporus flaviventris
Lineage: Eukaryota; Metazoa; Chordata; Aves; Psittaciformes; Psittacidae
Gene: PTPN21
Product: protein tyrosine phosphatase non-receptor type 21
Exons: 20
Coding region: 1584-5243 (1219 amino acids)
Biological process (GO): protein dephosphorylation
Cellular component (GO): cytoskeleton
Molecular function (GO): protein tyrosine phosphatase activity
Source: RefSeq, a predicted model, not a curated record